This is a messenger RNA of Quercus robur (English oak), 1892 nucleotides long. Its product is annotated as probable magnesium transporter NIPA6. Bases 162 to 1211 code for a protein of 349 amino acids. The transcript has 9 exons. Gene Ontology annotation, cellular component: membrane. The record is from RefSeq and is a predicted model, not a curated record. Gene Ontology annotation, biological process: magnesium ion transport. Gene Ontology annotation, molecular function: magnesium ion transmembrane transporter activity. Lineage: Eukaryota; Viridiplantae; Streptophyta; Magnoliopsida; Fagales; Fagaceae.
UUGUUUAAACUUCAGAAUAUACACAACAGAUUUGCAAACGAGGAUGACCUGGAAAAAGCUUGUGAUUGCCAAUUUUCGAUGAAGAAAAGAAGAAAAAAAUAAAAAAAAUAAAAAAACCCAGAAGAGAAAAAGAGAGAGAGAGAGAGGGAGAGAUUUUCAACAUGACUAAAGAAAAUCUGAAAGGGUUCAUUUUGGCUUUGCUAUCAAGCGGGUUCAUAGGGGCCAGCUUCAUCAUCAAAAAGAAAGGCCUUAGAAAAGCAGCUGCUGCUUCUGGUGUUAGAGCUGGUGUUGGUGGAUAUUCUUAUCUUCUGGAGCCACUAUGGUGGAUAGGCUUGACCACAAUGAUUGUUGGAGAGAUUGCAAACUUUGUUGCGUAUGCAUUUGCCCCUGCUGUUCUUGUUACUCCUCUAGGUGCAUUAAGUAUUAUUGUCAGUGCUGUAUUGGCUCACUUUAUCUUGAAGGAAAGGUUACACAAUCUUGGGAUGUUGGGCUGUGUGAUGUGCAUCGUGGGUUCUGUCAUAAUUGUUAUCCAUGCACCACAGGAGCAUCCAAUUACUUCUGUUCAGGAAAUAUGGAGUAUGGCAACUCAACCAGCAUUUCUGCUUUACGUGGGCUCUGUAAUUGUAUUGGUUUUCAUUCUGGUCUUCCAUUUUGCACCACGUUGUGGGCACUCAAAUGUGUUAGUUUUCACCGGCAUCUGUUCUUUGAUGGGUUCUCUCUCGGUGAUGAGUGUUAAAGCCCUUGGAACUUCAAUAAAGUUAAGUUUUGAGGGAAAGAAUCAGUUAAUCUAUGCAGAGACAUGGUUUUUCAUGAUGGUUGUGGCCGUAUCUGUCAUCACUCAGAUGAAUUAUCUCAACAAGGCACUUGACACAUUCAACACUGCUGUUGUGUCCCCCAUAUAUUACGUCAUGUUCACAACGCUUACAAUCCUAGCCAGUGUCAUAAUGUUUAAGGAUUGGGAUGGCCAAAGUGGAGGAACCAUAGCAUCAGAAAUAUGUGGCUUUAUUGUUGUGCUCUCUGGUACAAUCUUAUUGCAUGUGACCAAAGACUUUGAGAGAAGCUCAUCUUUUAAAGGUAGCUGUGCACCUGUAUCCCCUUCAUUGUCUGCCCGACUUUGCAGUGGAAAUGGGGAAUUGCUGCUGAAGUAUAAUAAUGAGGAAGAUGUGCCAUCUUUGGAGGAAAUUUGCUUAGGCAAACACGAAUUGUAUUAGACAGUUUUGUAUGAGAUGGUACCAUCCAGUUACCUCCAAUGGAAGGGCAAGGCAAGACUGGAAUUUGAAGAACUCUGAGAAAGAUGCCCUCAGAUGAUUCCAUGCUUCCAGUUCUGGUCAUAACCACACCUUCAAUGGUGGAAGAUUUUUAGAACUUGUUCAGUUGCUUUUGAGAAGCACUGGGAUUUCAUCAAUUUUAUGUCUUUUGGUGUCUAGUUUGGAGGAAUGCAUUAACAAAUGAGAGUUACUUUCUGAGGUGCAUAGUUGUACAGUUUUUCCAAGAUUGCUGGUUUCUAAUGGGUGGUUUGUUCACUUGUCAAAUAAAGAAAAUGGCUUUAGGGAAGUUUGAUCGGAACCCUCUGAAGACUUGGAAACCUGAAUUCCAGCAAGGAAGGCAAGUGUACUUUGUCAAAAGUAUCUACAAAGUUGAUGAGCUCCUUGGUAACAUCAUGGUUUCUUCUUCUUUUUUCCCCUUUGUUGGGGUGGGGGGAGGAUCUUUUGUCUUUGACAAGAAGCAGAUGCUUGUAAAUUAGCAUUAAAUUAGGCAUAGCCUCAUAAAUUGAUUGAUGUAGAUUAUUGUAGAGGUGAAUAUUUUUUAGAGAGUGGAAAUGAGUGAUCUGUUUUAGGCUUUCCCUAUAAAUGAGAAUGUUUGGCCCCCUUUUGGUAGGUACACUAAUUUUA